CGUAGAAAUUCCAUCACCAAAAUGGAAGUGAGGGAUCUGCUGAAGGACAAAAAGUUCUGGGUCGCGUCCUUCCUCAUUGCCUGGGCAGCUGGUCUCCAGGGGCACAUGAUGUGGCUGCAAAGACAGGACUCGUUCAAGCAAAAGUUUGGGAAUCCCAGCGAGGACAAUGAUGAAGCUGGUAAAUAAGGCAUGCCCUUCAAGUUUUCCUUGAAAUUAACAAUUGGGUUUCUGCUAAUUGAGGUUGAGAUGAAGCUUAAGGCUUGUGAAAUAUUUGUUUACUAUUUUUUGUGUAUUACAUUGAGUUUGAGUUUUUCUUCAUGAGUUUUAAAUGCGAUAAUAUUCUGGAAAUUAUCUUUGUUGCUAUUGGAAAAAGGAGUUUUUGUAGCUUUGAUGUGUGGAUGACUAUAUAUGAAAUCGUUAUAGAGUUUAAUCUACUGGA
Molecule: messenger RNA, 439 nt
Organism: Humulus lupulus (European hop)
Lineage: Eukaryota; Viridiplantae; Streptophyta; Magnoliopsida; Rosales; Cannabaceae
Exons: 2
Coding region: 22-186 (54 amino acids)
Source: RefSeq, a predicted model, not a curated record